AUGAUGACAGAGAGGAACAAUGUCACAGAAUUUGUCCUGCUGGGCCUCACUCAGGAUCCUGAUGUACAAAAAGUAUUAUUCAUCUUGUUUUUACUCAUCUACAUUGUGACAAUGGUGGGCAACCUGCUCAUCGUGACGACCAUUACUGCCAGCCCCUCCUUGGGCUCCCCGAUGUACUUCUUCCUUGCUUGCCUGUCACUCAUGGAUGCUGUGUAUGCCACUGCAGUCUUGCCCAAAUUGAUCAUGGACUUACUCUGUGAAGUAAAGACGAUUUCCUUCCAAGCUUGCAUGGUCCAUCUCUUUAUUGUGCAUUUAUCUGGUGGUGCUGAGGUGUUCCUUCUGGUGGCGAUGGCCUAUGACCCUUAUGUGGCCAUCUGUAAGCCACUGCACUAUUUGAUCAUCAUGAAUAGAAGGGUUUGUAGAAUCCUGUUGGUGGUGGCCUGGGUUGGAGGAUUUGGACACUCUGCCUUUCAGUUCAUCGUUGUGUACAAUCUUCCUUUCUGUGGCCCCAAUGUCAUUGACCACUUCAUCUGUGACAUGUUCCCAUUACUGGAACUUGCGUGCACCGACACCUAUGUUGUAGGCCUCACUGUGGUUGCCAAUGCUGGUGCCAUGUGUACUGUGGUCUUCAUUCUUCUCCUCAUCUCCUAUGGCAUCAUCCUGAACAAUCUUCAGACUCACAGUCAGGAGGGGAGGCGCAAAGCCCUGUCCACCUGUGGCUCCCAUAUCACGGUGGUUGUCCUGUUUUUUGUUCCCUGCAUCUUUAUGUAUGUCAGACCUGUUUCCAACUUUCCCAUUGAUAAGUCCUUGACUGUUUUCUACACCAUUGUCACCCCCAUGCUGAAUCCUUUGAUCUAUACCUUGAGAAAUUCGGAGAUGAAAAAUUCCAUGAGAAGGCUUAGGGGCGAAGUAUCAACAAGAAUUAGAAAACCAUAUUGA
Molecule: messenger RNA, 939 nt
Organism: Dipodomys spectabilis (banner-tailed kangaroo rat)
Lineage: Eukaryota; Metazoa; Chordata; Mammalia; Rodentia; Heteromyidae
Product: olfactory receptor 4A5-like
Exons: 1
Coding region: 1-939 (312 amino acids)
Biological process (GO): G protein-coupled receptor signaling pathway
Cellular component (GO): membrane
Molecular function (GO): olfactory receptor activity; G protein-coupled receptor activity
Source: RefSeq, a predicted model, not a curated record